UUUUCCAAGGCAUCUGCUGAAUCUUCCUUAUUUGAUUACAACCUCGAUUCUCUUUUCAUGAACAGACCGUGACCGUCGUUUUCCAUUAAGCUGCUUAUAUAUUUACAUGCCGGACUAAUUCGAUACGUGUGUUCUAAAACGGGCCAAUAAAUAGUUACAGCAACAAGGGAUUUAAUGAGUGCCCCAGGGAGAAAUGUUUUCAUUUAAUACAUAUGAAGUGGCAUUAUACAUUCCAAAUGAAGUCAUAUGUUUUUUUUUCAUAAAUGACAAAAUUUGCUAUUUGUUUCCUUUGACAUCCACCGCUUGCAUGCAACUGAUCUGAUUUCAUUUCUCGACUGGUGGUAUUUACUGCAGGGCAAGUCUCGAUUGCUUGUGGAGCUCCUGUGCGAUACCAAGAUUUAUUGAACGGGCUCUAUCCCGAAUGGAGUUGACUAGUUCAAAAUUGCGUCUUGCGUCUUCGGUUUCUUCCGAUAUUUCAUUUAAAGGAUCUCAUCUCAAAAAGCGACAAAUUAUUUUGAUCGUUGUGUUCGUGGGUUUGAUUUCAGCCUCUGGAGGUUUUCUUCUUGGCUAUUUAUUGAAAGCAAACAAGGCCAACAACGAAGACGGCUCGGCAGCGACCAGCAGCAAUGAUCAACGCAGUCGUUACCAAUUCAACGUCACCAAAGCCUUUAACCAGUUUGAAGAGGACGUCAACACAUCAGAGUUGAGAGAAAACUUGAGAUUAUAUUCCCAGAAGCCUCAUUUAGCUGGAACCGAGAGGCAACACGAACUCGCUCAGGUACUGGCAAAAAAGUUGCGGAAAUACGGGUUUGACGAUGUGGAACUACCAAGUUACAAAGUGUUACUGUCGUUUCCAAUAGAAGACGACCCAAACAUCAUAUCAAUCGUGGCAGAAAAUGGGACAGUAGUUACAAACGUCACGCAACAGAUGACGGUGAGGCUGUUUUUCAACGUCUUGAAGAUUUAAUACAUUCCUCCCUGCAAUAUCUGACACUUACAAG
Orbicella faveolata is the source of this 1001-nucleotide messenger RNA. RefSeq names its product putative N-acetylated-alpha-linked acidic dipeptidase. Gene Ontology annotation, molecular function: carboxypeptidase activity. The record is from RefSeq and is a predicted model, not a curated record. NCBI's taxonomy places the organism in Eukaryota, Metazoa, Cnidaria, Anthozoa, Scleractinia, Merulinidae.